Oncorhynchus kisutch (coho salmon) is the source of this 7554-nucleotide messenger RNA. Its product is annotated as titin homolog. The coding region runs from base 117 to 6059 and encodes 1980 amino acids. NCBI's taxonomy places the organism in Eukaryota, Metazoa, Chordata, Actinopteri, Salmoniformes, Salmonidae. Gene Ontology annotation, cellular component: chromatin; nucleus. The transcript has 12 exons. Gene Ontology annotation, molecular function: protein-lysine-acetyltransferase activity. Gene Ontology annotation, biological process: mitotic sister chromatid cohesion. The record is from RefSeq and is a predicted model, not a curated record.
CAACUCACCAUAGCCCCGCCUCCUCAGUUCCGGCAUUUUGGCUCCGGAAGUACCGUACUUUUUUUGGUUCACAGGAAAAGGAAAAAAAACUGCUGUUGGGAAACAAAACAGCAAAAAUGCCUGCCCCUAAAAGACACAAGUCUUUUCAGGCUCCUCAAGCAAAGAGAAGAAAGGAGGAUCAGAAUGAAGUCGCCAUGCCAUCCAACAAAACGACACCAGCCUCUGCAACGUCAAGCAACCCCCAAAGAGAAGCACCUUUGCGGAGAAGGAAUAAGAAAAAGCCCCCUGCAGAACUAAAAGAGGGAAAUAAACCUGCAGGGUCCAGCCGCCAUUCCUCCAAGACAAAAUCAACUCAAAAGGCCAGAACUAGGACCAAGUUCAAUCCACCUGUAAAGAACGCCAAGCUGCUGAAAGCCACAAGUGCCUCCUCAAAGAAUCCCAACUCUAAAGGAACCCUAAAAAGACCAGCCAAGAUCUUCAAAACUGCUUCCACAGAGUCUGAUGAGGAGCUUAUCAGAACUCAUAAACACCAUUGCAUCAGAAAAUACUCUAAUGGGGAUCGAGGUAAGCGUAAAGGGUCACAGUCUAACCUGAAUGAAGAAGUAUUGCUCUCAGACCCUGUGCAGAGGGAUCACAAUUAUGGUAUACCCUCUGCGUCUUAUGGUAGUCAUUCUGAAAUUGAGGAAAAUAAAAGAGUCAGAGAGUCCACCAGAGGUCCAGAGACCCGGGGAGAUGUGAAGAUGGAAACUCAAAUGUCUUCAGAACCCUUACCUGAACAAUCUGGACAGAUGAAGCGGAGCAGUGAGACGCAUGAGGUGCAGGAUAAUUCCAUGACCACCCCAACAGAUGAAUUUAGUGAGAGUGUCAACACCAAGCCUGACAUAAAAAUGUCUCCUCCAGCAUCCCCUGAGAAAGCUUCAGACCCCAUCCAUAAGCAGGUGAACCAGAAUAAUUCCAUUACCACCCCAACAGAUGAAUUUAGUGACAGUGUCAAUACCGAGCCUGGCAUAAAAAUGUCUCCUCCAGCAUCCCCUGAGAAAGCUUCAGACCCCAUCCAUAAGCAGGUGAACCAGAAUAAUUCCAUGACCACCACAACAGAUGAAUUUAGUGAGAGUGUCAACACCAAGCCUGACAUAAAAAUGUCUCCUCCAGCAUCCCCUGAGAAAGCUUCAGACCCCAUCCAUAAGCAGAUGAACCAGAAUAAUUCCAUUACCACCCCAACAGAUGAAUUUAGUGAGAGUGUCAAUACCGAGCCUGGCAUAAAAAUGUCUCCUCCAGCAUCCCCUGAGAAAGCUUCAGACCCCAUCCAUAAGCAGGUGAACCAGAAUAAUUCCAUUACCACCCCAACAGAUGAAUUUAGUGAGAGUGUCAAUACCGAGCCUGGCAUAAAAAUGUCUCCUCCAGCAUCCCCUGAGAAAGCUUCAGACCCCAUCCAUAAGCAGGUGAACCAGAGUAGAGAGAAACAUGAGGAGCAGAAUGAUUCCGUGACCAUCCCUACAUAUCAAGUUAGUGAGAGUGUAGCGAGCAAGAUGGAUGCAUAUAAAAAGUCUGCAGACCCCAUACCUGAACUACUAAAACAGAGCACUGAGACACAGGAUAUGCAGGAACAUUCCAUGACCACCCAUACAGAUAAAGUUAAUGAACAUUUAGAGACUAAGGUCGGUGCAAAAAUAUUGUCUCCUCCAGCCAUCGGCUUAGUAGCAUAUAGUAGCAGUAGUGAUUCUGAAUGUGAAGGUGAGGGAAAUGACAGGACGGGAGUCACAGAGUCAAUAGAUGUGAAGAUGAAAACUCAAGCAUCUUCAGAGAAGGCUUCAGACCCUGUCCCUGAACAGGUGAAGGAGAGCAGUGAGACGAGGCAGAUGCAGGAGGAUCCCAUGACCACCUCUACAUAUGAAGUUACCGAGGAUUCUAUGACCUCCCCUACAUAUGAAGUUACCGAGGAUUCCAUGACCUCCCCUACUGAGAGUGUAGACGACAAGCUUGAUGCAAAUAUAAAGCCUCCUCCAUCUAUAGAAGUAUAUUCAGAGGAGGCUUCAGACCCUGUCCCUGAACAGGUGAAUCCUGAACAGGUGAAUCAGAUAUACAUUGAAAUAGAGAAGGUGCAGGAAGAUUCCAUGACCACCCCAACAGAUGAACUACAUGAACUUUUAGAUGGCACGCUUGAUGCAGAAAUAAUGUCCCUGCCACCUUUAGAAGCAUCCUCUGAGGAGACCCAUACAUUUGAAGUUAGUGAGAGUGUAGAGACCAAGUGUUCAGAACUUGCACCUGAACAUGUGACGCAGAGCACUGAGAUGCAGGUAGAUUCCGCGCCAACCCAUGCAGAUCAAGUAAGUGAGAGUGUAGACACCAAGCUUGAUAUCGAAGUAAAUUCUGCUCUACCUGUAGAACUAUCCUCUGAGGAGACUUCAGACAUUGUCUCUGUCUCAGAGCAGGUGCUGCAGAGCAGUGAGACACAGGAAGUCCAGGAAGAUUCCAUGACCACCCGUACAGAUGAACUUAGGGAAAGUUUAGGAACAAAGUCGGGUGCUAAAAUAAAGUCUCCACCCUUAGAGGUGCUUUUCAGUGCUCUAAAGGAGUCCAGUCUUUGCAAACAUCCCCUGUCUCAUACGAUGCGCUCAAAUGUCAAAGAGUUUCUGGGAGUAGAGGAUUCUUUAGAAAUCACUAAAAAAGACUGUGGCUUUGGUGUAACGGAGAGCAUUGAGUGUACUUUAGACCUGGAGACUCCGAUUAUUGUCGAGGAUAUGGAGAUCGGCCACUGUGUUGUGGAGGUGGUGGGAGAGAAUGGAGAUGAGGUGGAUAGUGAUCUGGAAAUCAUAGACAACUCUGAGAGGCCAGAGAAGACACUUGAACUAACCAAAGGGUCUGAAGAAGAGUGCAGUGUGGAUAAAAGUGAAGAUGGUAUUGAAAAGAAAGGCACAAGUUCCUCUAACCAAGACAGCACAAAUAGUGGGAAGAAGGAAGCUACUAAAAAAACCCAGGGUAGCCUGGAAAAACCCAAGAAACAGCAGAUGAACCCUCAGGCCCGGACCAAAGCCCGACUAGCAGCGCUAGCUGAGCAAAAGGCAGCUGCCUCCAAAAAAGCGAGCAGGCAGCUCAACCUCCUGGCCCUAUGUGAAGAAAUAGCAGAUGAUAUCGCCACUGACACAAUGUUAAUAAAGACGAAGGAGGAGGAGGAGCAGGUUGUAACAAUUAAGGCUGAACCCAGCAAGGAGCCAGAAUGCACACCGCCUGUCACACAGGCUGAGACUGUUCCGAUACCUCCUACUCCUGCCCGGCCCGAGGAACCGUCUCCAGCAGUAGAACCCUCCGCUGAGGAGCCUGCUCCAGCCAAGCCCCCAGCUCCAGAGCCACCUCGGAGGCGUUUCUUCAUCAGCCAAGUGACGGUACCCCUCAAAAUCCACGAGAAGAAGAAGCUUACCAGGUUCCAGAGGCUGCGGCAGGUGGAACUGCAGCGGGAGAAGAAUAUGUCCUGGACCAUGGUGAAGAAGCUCAAGUCCGAUCAGAAGAUGAUUCCAGAGACUGAGACUAAACCUUCCCCUCCAGCAGCAGCACCUGUCCAAGUGACCACCCCCCCACCCCCCUCAGCCAGUCCAGCAGCACCCACAGUAGCUGCACUCUCCCCAACCAGUCAAGAAGUGACCCCAAAAGUUGAGCCCCCAAAAGUUGAGCCCCCCAAAGUGACCCCCAGUAAGGGACCCACGCUGAGAAAGAGGACGCUUCCAGCAGAACCCCCACCGAUGCCCAACGGGCUGAAAGCUCAGAAGGCCAAGCCUGUGGUGGAGUAUAAGCCUUACAAAUCCAGGCCCAAGUACUCCUUUGAUGACUUUGAAUGUGAUGACGAGCCGAAACCCACAGUGCAGAAGGCAGCAGUGAGACCUACAGCUACUACUAUUCAGAGGGCAGCAGUUAAACCCACAGCCGUUCAGAGGGCAGCAGUGAGACCGACACCUAGUACCAUUCAGAGGGCAGCACGGAAAACUACACCUACCACCAUUCAGAGGGCAGCAGUGACACCUACCACCAUUCAGAGGGCAGCAGUGACACCUACCACCAUUCAGAGGGCAGCAGUGACACCUACCACCAUUCAGAGGGCAGCAGUGACACCUACCACCAUUCAGAGGGCAGCAGUGACACCUACCACCAUUCAGAGGGCAGCAGUGACACCUACCACCAUUCAGAGGGCAGCAGUGACACCUACCACCAUUCAGAGGGCAGCAGUGACACCUACCACCAUUCAGAGGGCAGCAGUGACACCUACCACCAUUCAGAGGGCAGCAGUGACACCUACCACCAUUCAGAGGGCAGCAGUGACACCUACCACCAUUCAGAGGGCAGCAGUGACACCUACCACCAUUCAGAGGGCAGCAGUGACACCUACCACCAUUCAGAGGGCAGCAGUGACACCUACCACCAUUCAGAGGGCAGCAGUGACACCUACCACCAUUCAGAGGGCAGCAGUGACACCUACCACCAUUCAGAGGGCAGCAGUGACACCUACCACCAUUCAGAGGGCAGCAGUGACACCUACCACCAUUCAGAGGGCAGCAGUGACACCUACCACCAUUCAGAGGGCAGCAGGGAGACCUACCACCAUUCAGAGGGCAGCAGGGAGACCUACACCUACCACCAUUCAGAGGGCAGCAGGGAGACCUACACCUACCACCAUUCAGAGGGAAGCAGGGAGACCUACACCAGUGUCCGAAAAUGGCAAACAUGAAGACUCAAAACCUACCGUGCACAAGCCAGAAAACAGGGGUCAGAAGACAGUAGGACAUACUGCCCUGAAAACAGUAGGACCUACCGCGCCGAAAACAGGACAUAUCACACAGAAAACAGUAGGACCUACCGCGCAGAAUACAGUACCAACUGUACAGAAGGCCGUAGAGAUACCAACCCCUAUGUCCAAAAAUGGUAAACAUGAGGACUGCAAACUUACUGUACAGAAUGCAGUAGUACCUACCGUACGCAAGGCAGACAUGCCUAGACCCAUUGUACAGAAGGCAGCGGUGGUACCUAUAUCUUCCCCCAAAACGGAGCAGAAAGCAGAAGCACCACCUACGGCCAAAACUGGCGAAGAUGAGGAUUCCAUAGCACCAGUGUCCUCCCCUCCCUCUGAAGAGCCCCCAAGAGAUUCUGUUGACAAAGAGCAGUGUGAAGAAAAGCCUGCUGUUACUGAGAUUAAACCCGCAUCCCAAGAGGACAAGACAACAACAGAGAAUGCCGUUGACUUUGGGGUGGUUCAAUCAGCAGGUAAUAGCAGUCCCCUCUCUGACGAACGUCUGCAGAAAGAAAUCAAGAAACUAAAGGAGACCGACAAAGACGGAAAUCAAGCCAUUAUUGAUGCAGGGCAGAAGCACUUUGGCCCAGUAACCUGCAGUGUGUGUGGGAUGCUGUAUUCCGCUGCCAACCCAGAGGAUGAAUCCCAGCAUUUGCUCUUCCACAACCAGUUCACCAGUGCUGUCAGAUAUGUGGGGUGGAAGAAGGAGAGGAUUUUGGGGGAGUACCCCGAUGGCAAGAUCAUUCUUGUCCUUCCAGAUGACCCCAAAUAUGCACUGAAGAAGGUUGAGGAGAUUAGAGAGAUGGUGGACAAUGACCUGGGCUUCCAGCAGGUUGAGACCAAGUGUCCCUCCCAGACUAAAACCUUCCUGUUUAUCUCCAAUGACAAGAAGGUAGCUGGUUGCCUUAUCGCUGAGCACAUUCAGGAGGGCUACAGGGUCAUUGAGGAAGCGGUGCCCGAGGGCUCAGAGGGAGAGAAGGUGAUGUUUGAGCGUCAGAGAGCAUGGUGCUGUUCCACCAACCCAGAGCCAGCCCUCUGUGGCAUCAGCCGCAUCUGGGUCUUCAGCAUGAUGAGACGGAGGGGCAUCGCCUCACGCAUGAUCGAGUGUCUCAGGAACAACUUCAUCUACGGCUCCUACUUGAGCAAGGAGGAGAUCGCUUUCUCCGACCCCACGCCCGACGGGAAGCUCUUUGCUACACACUACUGUGGCACCUCGCAGUUCCUGGUUUAUAACUUUGUCAGUGGAACUCGUUCAGACCAACAAAGUCCUAAUUUGGUGUAACCAAUCGCAUCAAGGUGGAUUAUUGUUGAGGCCCAGCGACUCCUCACCAACCAAUCUUGUCGUGGACAUCCUGUCACAAGCACAUUGUGGCUCUUUUAGACUGAACGUUUAGACUCAUCAAAAACUACUGUACUGACUCUUCUGAGGGGAAAUCUUGGUUUUUAAUCUCAGGUUGAAAACAACAAGGUGUUGUUUAAAAGAUUUAAAAUCUCCCUUUAAUCCCUGCAUAGUAUUUUGAGACAAAUAAUAUUUUUAUUUAUGUUUUUUAAAUAAGAAACAAGCUUUUAUUGGCAGUAUUAGAGUUUACAUGCAUUAAGCUUGACAGCAAUAGAAAACAGAGCAUUUCACAAUUCAUAGUUUUUGAAGAUCUACUUAAUUUUACUCAAAUGGUUCUAAAACAAUGUCCUGUUCUAAUAAUGCUUUUCAUUCAUGUUGAGCAUCUUAAAAACUGUUAGAAGUUGCUAAUAUUAAGAUGAGGUGUCAUGUGUACACAAGGGGUUGUUCUUACACACUUCCAUGUUCAUCAUCUCUUUACUUUUAAUGAAGGGAUGUGUUGACCACCUGACGUUCCAUUAUGUGAUACAGAGUACAUUAUUGUUAAGGUCACUCUCACAGAAUUUAUCGGAAUGUGGUGGUUUGAUUCUGUUGAGUGAAGUUUUCACCAAUUUCUUCACUUCAUGAUCGUUCUCAGUCUUGUUGCCAUGUGUCCUAAUCAUGUCCAUUAUUAAAAUGGAGAGUCCUAUUUGGGAUAGUUAUCCUCCUUAGGCAGUAAGUUGCAUGGACUAGCAGGUAGGUAAUAAUGGUUGGAUUUCUGUAUGGGGCAUUUUUCUGUAGUGCUUCUAGUCAAGGCACUUUACCCAAGUUGCCUCAGAAAUAUAUCUAACUGCAGAACUGUUAAAUGUGAGCUGUGAUAUAAGGGAAUUGGUAAGGCAGUGAGCAUUCGCUCGUUUCUGCCUGUGUAUGUUUUAGCCUGCCAUGAAUCAUAAACCUCAACCUGACUGUUAGAUUUCACUGACAGACUGAUCGUACUGUAGACUCCCUCAAAUGUUCUCAUCCAAACUGCCCUUAUUUGAAGGCCCCCCCCUGAAAUCACCAUUUUUAAUAAUUUACCAUUUCUUCUAUUGGCAGAAAGUUUUAUUCACAUUUAGGACCUCAUUGAUAAGACAUUAAGAGUUAAAAGUAAAUCACGUAAUAUGAAUAAUAUAAAUGUCAUUGAAAGGGUUUAAAAGCUCAGGGUUAUUUGUUUUUUGAGGGAGUUGAAAACACCAUCCAUGUCAAAGGUGAUUAUCACAGCAAACCAAGGGACAGUUGCUCAGCCUUCAAAAAGGGUUGUGAGUCAUACAUUUUUCUGGUAUCAAUGAUUUAUUCAUCACAUUGCCCUUCAUUUUGAAACAUUUUCUUUUAGAAAUAUUGUGGGUCACGUAAGAAAACACAUUUGAUUUAUAAAGAGCUGUCAUGUAAAUAGUUAUUUAAAAAUAAACUAUCCUGCCCUGCU